Molecule: messenger RNA, 3270 nt
Organism: Oncorhynchus mykiss (rainbow trout)
Lineage: Eukaryota; Metazoa; Chordata; Actinopteri; Salmoniformes; Salmonidae
Gene: smad5
Product: SMAD family member 5
Biological process (GO): transforming growth factor beta receptor signaling pathway; cell differentiation; BMP signaling pathway
Cellular component (GO): heteromeric SMAD protein complex
Molecular function (GO): I-SMAD binding; DNA-binding transcription factor activity, RNA polymerase II-specific; RNA polymerase II cis-regulatory region sequence-specific DNA binding
Source: RefSeq, a predicted model, not a curated record
UCAUUUAGCGGAGGGAUAUGCGCUCCGCCUCCCAGUCUACUUGACGCUGGGACAGAUGAGUCGGGAGAGUUAGGCGAAGGCUUUGGAGGGGAAAAAAAGUCACAUUAAAAAAAAGCAAAAAAAAAACCCGGCUUUAAAUAGAGAAAAGUACUAAGGAAGCGACCAGCCUGCCUCAAUUCUUGAAAGGUUCCACACUAGACCUUUACCUAGGCUCUGGCCACCUCAUCAUAUGGUACGGACCUAACCAGAGGGAGAAGAGGAGGGAGAGAAUAGGUCCUUUUCCUAUUUAUGUCUGCCUAUUGACUAGCUACGUUUGUAAAUCCUCUGGGCUGUUGUGUCCCAGAGGCCUGAUCUCAGCUGAACUUGUUCCCCAAACUGCACUCCCCUCAGUGGGGUUGGUUGUGACCCAGCUCCAAGGUACAUCCCACCUCACGGCAGGCUUUCCUUUCCUGAGCAGCAGCAGCAGCUGUGUCCUGCCUGCGUCCUGCCUCUAUUUCCUGUCCUUGGUGUGCAAGGCCAAGCCUCCUCUCUACACUCCCCUUCCCCAAACACACACUCUCCCUGUUGUACACGAUCCAAGAAGAGGAAUCGUCAAUCCCUUAACUUCCUGGUACAUUUCUCUCCCUCGCUCCACUCCUUCUCACCCUGGACAGCGGCACCAUGACCUCUAUGUCCAGCCUGUUCUCCUUCACCAGUCCAGCUGUGAAGCGUCUGCUGGGGUGGAAGCAGGGGGACGAGGAGGAGAAAUGGGCUGAGAAGGCUGUUGACGCUCUGGUCAAGAAACUGAAGAAGAAGAAAGGAGCUAUGGAGGACCUGGAGAAAGCCCUUAGCAGCCCAGGACAACCCAGUAAGUGUGUGACCAUCCCUCGGUCUCUGGACGGUCGUCUCCAGGUGUCUCACAGGAAGGGUCUCCCCCACGUUAUCUACUGCAGAGUGUGGAGGUGGCCCGACCUACAGUCUCACCACGAGCUCAAACCUCUGGAGGUGUGCGACUACCCCUUCGGCUCCAAGCAGAAGGAGGUCUGCAUUAACCCCUACCACUACAAGAGAGUAGAGAGCCCAGUGCUGCCUCCGGUGUUGGUGCCUCGCCACAGUGAGUUCAACCCCCAACACAGCCUCCUGGUCCAGUUCAGGAACAUGACUCACAACGAGCCUCACAUGCCCCUGAACGCCACCUUCCCAGAGUCCUUCCAGCAGCACAGCGGGGGCAGCGGCUCCUCCUUCCCAAUCUCCCCCAACUCCCCCUACCCUCCCUCCCCAGCCUCCAGCGGAGGGGUGGGCACCUAUCCCAACUCUCCUGCCAGCUCCGGACCCUCCAGCCCCUUCCAGCUUCCAGCUGAUACCCCACCCCCGGCUUACAUGCCCCCUGACGAGCAGAUGGGACAGGAGGGGUCCAUGGAGACCAGCAGCAGCGGGCCCAGGAACAUGCCUAGUGGGGAUGUGCAGCCAGUGGAGUACGAGGAACCGAGCCACUGGUGCAGUAUUGUGUACUAUGAGUUGAACAACAGAGUGGGUGAGGCCUACCAUGCUUCUUCUACCAGUGUCCUGGUGGACGGCUUCACCGACCCCUCCAACAACAAGAACCGCUUCUGCCUGGGGUUGCUCUCCAACGUCAACCGUAACUCAACCAUAGAGAACACACGCCGCCACAUCGGCAAAGGUGUCCACCUGUACUAUGUAGGAGGUGAGGUGUAUGCAGAGUGUCUGAGUGACACCAGUAUCUUCGUUCAGAGUCGUAACUGUAACUAUCAUCAUGGUUUCCACCCCACCACGGUGUGUAAGAUCCCUAGUGGCUGCAGUCUGAAGAUCUUUAACAACCAGGAAUUUGCUCAGCUACUGGCCCAGUCUGUGAACCAUGGCUUUGAGGCGGUCUACGAACUGACCAAGAUGUGCACCAUCCGCAUGAGCUUUGUAAAGGGCUGGGGAGCCGAGUAUCACCGACAAGAUGUCACCAGCACCCCCUGUUGGAUAGAAGUGCACCUUCACGGCCCUCUGCAGUGGCUGGAUAAAGUGCUGACACAGAUGGGCUCUCCUCUCAACCCCAUCUCCUCAGUGUCCUAAUGGUUACCCCACAGACCAGACUCUCAACCCCAUCUCUUCAGUGCCCUAAUGGUUAACCCCCCCCCAGCAGACCAGACUCUCAACCCCAUCUCUUCAGUGUCUUAAUGGUGCCCCAGACCAGACUCUCAACCCCAUCUCUUCAGUGUCUUAAUGGUCCCCCCCCCCCAGACCAGACUCUCAACCCCAUCUCUUCAGUGUCUUAAUGGUCCCCCCCCCCCAGACCAGACUCUCAACCCCAUCUCUUCAGUGUCUUAAUGGUCCCCCCCCCCCCCCUUAGACCAGACUCUCAACCCCAUCUCUUCAGUGUCUUAAUGGUGCCCCAGACCAGACUCUCAACCCCAUCUCUUCAGUGUCUUAAUGGUCCCCCACCCCUAGACCAGACUCUCAACCCCAUCUCUUCAGUGUCUUAAUGGUCCCCCACCCCUAGACCAGACUCUCAACCCCAUCUCUUCGGUGUCUUAAUGGUCCCCCAGACCAGACUCUCAACCCCAUCUCUUCAGUGUCUUAAUGGUCCCCCCCCCUAGACCAGACUCUCAACCCCAUCUCUUCAGUGUCUUAAUGGUCCCCCCCCCCCCCCUUAGACCAGACUCUCAACCCCAUCUCUUCAGUGUCUUAAUGGUGCCCCCCCCCCUUUUUUUUAACAUUAAAAUAAACAAUGUUUUAAUGAGUAAAAGGAGAUGUUAAAAGGCUGAACUGUUUACAGUAUCUGUCUGCAGAAGGGAUGUUGAACCCAGGGCAGCAGAAUUAAAAGAAAGAAAAAUGGAGGCUACAAGCAGAAGAUUAAAGUAGAGUAGCGGCACAAAAUAAUGAACAAAGUACUGCUCCGAGUCAUCAACUACCAACCAUGUGCUUAUUCUAUUGAGAGUAGUAGGACUGGAAAGCAUGUACCUUACUUUAUAUUUUAAAUGUUUUUUUUUAAGGAUUUUGCAUAAAAUGUUUGAAAUAUUUUCUUUCUGUAUUUUUUUUUUUUAGUUAAAAAAUAAUAAUAAUGAAAUGUAUAUCACUACUACUACAAAUUUACCACAGUCAAACUACUUUGCAAACUUUUUUUUUUUUUGCCAUGUUUUCUAAUGCUAUACAUCUAAGGUAUAGAUAUCAUUAUGUUUACUAUUAAGACUCAGAUCUCAAUGUUUCCAUUUUAUAGUUUCUAUCACUAGAAAAACUUGAGUUACUGCCAUUUUUAAAUAAAGUGUGUCUAACUGAUAACUA